GCUAAAAAAUAAAACGCAAAUGUCGUUGACAAAACCAGAAUGAUCCACAUCUGUCUUUAUUUCAUUACUUCAAAAAUGGCGUUCGUUUAGGCAGUGUGCGUUGUUAAUUUUUGUUUUUUUAAUGUAAAAUUUUAAGAACUGUUAACUUAAAACUGAGUUGUAAAAAUGGGACGUUCGCCGAGCCCGCGGCGACGCGACGAAAGGCGCCGCGACGACAGACGAGACAGAGAUCGAGACCGCGAGAGGCGAAGACCGCGCACACGGUCCCGCUCGCGGUCGCUGGACCGCCGGAGACGCUCUCCGGAACGCCGCCGGUCCCCGUCGCCACGCCGCCGCCGCACGCGCUCCCCGUCUCCAGGGCCCACCACGUCCUUCGUCAAGCAGAAGAAGACCUUCGGAGAGCGGCCCAUCAUCACCCCCGCCGACUUGGAGGGCAAGACUCCUGAAGAGCAGGAGAUGCUGAAGGUAAUGGGCUUCUGCGGCUUCGACAGCACUAAAGGUAAGAAAGUGGAGGAUAACGUGGAGGGUGACGUCCACGUGGUGCUGAAGCGUAAGUACCGACAGUACAUGAACAGGAAGGGCGGGUUCAACCGGCCCCUGGACUUCGUAGCGUAGCGAACUGCCUAUUUUUACCACCUGAUGUGUAUCGCCGCUGACGCCGACGUUAGACUGAUAUCACACCGGUCACAUCAGAUCUCCGCACAACGUACACGUUUUCAGUUGCGACCUGCAGGGUCUUUUUUACAAAUAAUGUGAUAUUGCUAGACUUGUGAUAUGGAAUGCAUUGAGGUAGGCUCGUAUUUAAACGAAAAAUAUUAUAAAUACAGUGAUAAUGCCAAAGAACUACAACCACCAUAUAUAUUUCAAAAGAACUUUUCAAAACAAUGAUAAAUCAAUAAGACAAUCAGGAAAAAUAUUAAAAAUAUCAAAUCUGUUGGAAUGGUAGAUAAAUUAAUACUCAAUUCAUAAACAAUUAGAAUUUCUAUUCUCAACUUCUAUUUGCCUUAAGCAACAAAAUAUAAUAGGCACAUCUAAAUAACAAUAAAGAUUUAAUUUUAUUAAAAAAAUAACCAUUCUAUAUUUUUGGUGGUUCAGCCAUUGCCAUAAUUAUUACACACAGAUGGAAGGCUAAGUAAAAAUAUGUAACGAAAAUAGCAAAGUUAAUUGUGACAACUGAAAAAUGGAAAUUAUGGCAAGCUCGAACAAUUGAGCACAUAGCUACUAUUAUAUAACAUUCAGAUACCAUAGGCUCCGCAAUGCAUUCCCGCAAGUUAUGUGACCUUUUCUAUAUAGAAGUAAGUGUUAUACAUGUUGAUUUGAUUUUGUACUGACAGUUUUGUACACAAUAUGUGACUGCGAUAGAAUCUUUAAUCAGAAGUUGAACACUGACAGCCUUUUGCUGAGAAAUGGAUAGUUUUGCACUGAAGUUGUACCUCACUUAAAGAUAAUAGUAAAAUAUCAUCUCAAAUAAUUAUAAAAUUAACUAAUUUAUAAACUGCUUAGUGAUCAAGGCAGGGCUUAGUGCAGUGAAAUGUUCAAUAUAUCUAUUAAACCAUCUAAGAUUAAAAAUGAUAAUGUCAAUUUAUUCAUUGAUAUAUAGUAAUUUAAUUUGCAAACAUUGCACUUUACGCACACUAACAAAACAUUAUUUCCAACUAGAUUCUAUCACAGACACAAAUUGCAAAUCACGUCUUGCCACAACAAAGCUCCUUUAAAGCAAUUUAGGUUUUAUGAAGCUCCUACAUAUCAAAUCAUAGAAGUGGAAUUUACACAUAGGCUCUAUAUUUUGAGAGAAUUACCGUACUAAAUAUUCUUAGAAUGGCAUAAAAAUUUAUUAAGGUGUCUAGAAAGUUUCAUAUGCUAUAAUAAUCUUGUGGGGUGUAAACUUAUGAGAAUAUUGCUUGAGAAACAUCACUGAACGCUGAGGCUGGAGAAUUCUUCAUGUUAGAAUGUCUAUAACUUAGUUUGCAAUAUGCUCUUUUUGAUUUCUCAGCCCUAAUUACGGCGUAAUGAGAUACCAAACAGUUUUGGAGAUGUCUAAUUAUUAUUUUUUUCAAUCUCAAAUGAAAGUCAUUAUUUUUACUUGGAAAAGUAUUAAAUACUUAAAUGUUCAUACUAAUAUCUGGAAUUUCGUCUACCAGACUUAUCAAUUCAUAUUACAAAAUCUGUUGUCGCUAACUAAUCGAACGAAAUUCGGUUACAAAACUUGAAUAAUGCCCGUUGGAAUAGCUUUACCGUUUAUAUUCAAGGUCAAAGUUCGAUUCUCGAGGGGAGCCGCGUACAUUCCCAGAUGCAGACUGGAUUAUCUAGAUCUCAGACGAUGCUCGAAUUAUCUCGGAACGCCCUUUUUCCGUUUGACAAAGACCGCCAGUGGUUCUCAGACGGUUUUUGCCGCUUCCUUUAGUGUCACGCUGUGUUUCUCAAGCAAUGAGGAGCUUUCGUUUACGGUGGUCUAACACUUACCCACGAUAAAAUAAUGUGAAAAAUAUGCUCGCUAUUAUUGCAGUUUUGGUAAGGUGCUAUUUUGAUUUAAUAAUUAUUCAGUAAUAUUUAAUUGUAAAUCAUCAGGUCUUCAUGUACCUACCCGAGGUUAUAUUAUCACCAACAUUUUCACAUAGUCGCCUACACCGAAACUCAAUUAAGCCAUAUUAAAAGACAAUUGUAACGUACAACAGCGGGUGUUGUCAUUUACUGAAUAAGUUUUAUCUUCCACAAACUCCGUAGUCACUCCAAGCGUGGGAUAAGUGAAGGACCGCCUUCCGUCAGUUGUCUAGUGGCAAGACUUAGUUGUAAGUUUAGUUUGUAAGCCCGUUGACACAGUGCCCGCGUGCAGCGCAAGCCCACGCGGGCUUUGAACCGCGCCCCAGCGCACCAAGAAGCGGCUCGCAGUCGACGGGGCCGCACGACCAAAUCAAUAGGUCCUCGUGUCUCUGGACCAGUUUGAGAACCAACAUUUGGGCGGAAAUUAUCACGCAUAUUGAAUAAGGGCCGUUGAACACUUUUACAAAUGUUUAUUGCGAGUUAACGUUUUGUUUUACAAAGUGUUUGCCAGUUUGUAUGUGUCCAUUGAUGGUCCCGAUCUAACUUAAAGUGUUAGAAUAUCAUCGAGUUGCGACACUACAUUAACCGACAAACAUUUUGCGUGUUAGUUUUUCGACGACCCUACUUUCACGAUAUUGUUGAUAUUUUAUUACAAAAAACAAUUGGAUGUCAAAAUCGCAGCGGUUCUCAAACUGCCCCCCAGACACGGCCGGCCGUAGCCAAGACUGAAGCUCCUAUGCACUAGUUGCAUGUUUCCCGCGCGACGCCACACACUUAGCAAUAUUACAGAGAGAUAUAUAUACACACACACCCCCCCACUUAUGCCCCCUGUCCUCCACAAUGUACAAUAGUUUAGGUUCGCACGUUAUAGUGCUGUGUCCUCAAUGUGGCCGACGUCUCGAGCCUAUUUUGCGAUGUCGGCCCGUCUGACGACACAACAGUAUGCCGUGCCAGCCUCCAUAGCCCAUAUACACAAGUUGCUUAAAUAAAGGAUAUAUUUUUAAAACAAUACAACCGUCGCGCGGGAAUUGCCGCGGAGCGCUCGCGGUCGCGCCCCCGCCCACUGCUGGCCGUUUGUCACAACAUCCGCAUAUUUGAAUGAAUCUGUUACAAGUCUGAAGGUUUUCUACACAAUUUUUGUACAUGCACUUUUGAUCCGGUUUGAGCUGACAAAAACUGAUAAAAAGAUACUUUUGUAUCUGAGAAUUUUCAGCUCAAAGAUUAUUGUAAAUCCACUUGGCGGGUGUUCUCGAUGACAAAUCGUGAAAUCUCGUAUUUCGAAACAAUUAACUAAUUAAUCGUGAAGGAUUUUGACUUUUGCGAGUUACAAAUUUCUGUGGAAUAUUGAUUGUCAUCGAGAAUACUGCCCGUAGUUGCAAAACACAAAUGAUUCCGUUUUUCUAAAACACAAUUAAUUUAGCGCCAUUUUGAUCGCAGGCGUCCGCCAUUUGUAGUCAAUUUAACAUUUUAUUUUUACACUGCCAAUUCACUUUUUUAUUUUUUUAUCUACUAUCUAAUGAAAAUUUAAUUCAAACAUUUUAUAUUUAAGUUGUCGGCCGUAUUAUACUUUUAAUGUCUACAUUUUUGGAAUAAUUAAUGUAUGUAGUAACAUUUUGUUUGAAGCCGACCAUUUUCUCGGAAUAUUUUGAUGAACCACAAGAUUCAUUCCCACUGUAUAUACCACGAUUCUAUUUAUACUUAUUUAUCGUAAAAGAAAUUAAAAAAAUAAUUUUUAGUUGCUAUUUCGGAACGAAAAAAGCUAUUAUAAUAAUUUUAAGCAGAAAUCUGUAUGUUUCGUUUGGAGUAUCGUUAGCUAUAAAAAUGUCUUCCAAAUUUGAAUUUUAUAAUUUGUCUAUAUAUUUUUUAUUUUUACUAAAUUUUUAAAGGUUUAAUACUGAAAGUAUUACUGGCUUUAUAAAUCCACAUAGCAGUAGUAUUAUAUAUUCAAAUAUUAUAAUUUAUUUUUUAAAGCUAACGGUACUCGUGAAUUAUUUGUAAAUUAUGUGCAUUUAAGUUCUUGUUCGAAUGAUGGAAAUUGUAAUAAAACAUUUCUUGAUCA
This is a messenger RNA of Manduca sexta (tobacco hornworm), 4600 nucleotides long. RefSeq names its product U4/U6.U5 small nuclear ribonucleoprotein 27 kDa protein (gene ytr). Gene Ontology annotation, cellular component: precatalytic spliceosome. Bases 166 to 615 code for a protein of 149 amino acids. Gene Ontology annotation, biological process: RNA splicing. The transcript has 2 exons. The record is from RefSeq and is a predicted model, not a curated record. NCBI's taxonomy places the organism in Eukaryota, Metazoa, Arthropoda, Insecta, Lepidoptera, Sphingidae.